This is a messenger RNA of Biomphalaria glabrata, 2890 nucleotides long. RefSeq names its product protein-glucosylgalactosylhydroxylysine glucosidase-like. Gene Ontology annotation, molecular function: catalytic activity. The transcript is spliced from 15 exons. Gene Ontology annotation, biological process: carbohydrate metabolic process. Bases 175 to 2439 code for a protein of 754 amino acids. Lineage: Eukaryota; Metazoa; Mollusca; Gastropoda; Planorbidae. The record is from RefSeq and is a predicted model, not a curated record.
AAGAGUUCGCAUUGUUUCUAAAUUAAACUUGUAAAGUGGAUCUCUGAGAGAACGCGACUGAUAAGGAUUUGUUAAUGCAAAACUAAGUUAUUUAGACCUAGAAACCUGAGGAGAAAAAAAUCUAUGUUCAUUUAAUGUUCACACUUUCAAUUUGGCUACGAUCACUGUUUCAAAAUGUUGAGUAAACAAAGGAAGGUAACUGUUGCUCUUGUAUUUGUGUUGACUACCUCCCUUUGUUGUGCUCUCACGUCACAGCACGAGGAAGAUGAUGUGUACUACGUCAGACAACUUCACGAGACUUUAACCUCGAGCCCAGCAAGUCAAGCCGCACAAGGGCCACCUCUUAGGACAUCAGGGAACUCACCUUUACCGCCGUGCGUUGUCCCAGAGGAUGUUACUCUCCUCACGAGUUCAAGCAUGCCCAGCAACAAGAAUUACAUACCGGAAGUGGGGAACGGUCACGUGGCCACCGUGGUACAGAGCGACACCAUUUUUAUGAACGGGCUGUAUAAUGGGGCAAGCAUUGUAAGCCACAGAGCCCGGAUACCAUCCACUGCCGGAUACAACAUCACAUCCGUCACGCCCAGUGGAUUCAGUCGACAAUACAGUCUUGAUCUUGGCCGAGGUAUAUUCACUGAGUCGUACACCUGGUCGGGACUGAAUGUCUCCUUGAGGACCUACGCCCACAGGUUGUUCACGACCGUCCUGGUCAACGAGCUGGUCCUGGAGAGGACAGACGAUAACACUACGGACGUACAGGUCACAGUGACACUCAACUCUGGACCACCCAGCGUGGAUCUGACUCUAACAAAUUUGUCAGAAGGACUAGUUCAUGGUCAAACUUUGGCAGCAGAGUUCAAGGAUGUUGCCCCCGCCACAGAGUUCUAUGUUCGAACUUCACCUUCUAUUGAGGGUACAUUUAGUCUCAGCCCCAAUGUCAAGGCCGAGUCAUAUGUCCGUCUGACAGUCAUUGAUGUUGACCUGGCCAGAGUGAAUUCUGAAUACGAUCAAGCGGAAGCGGCCUUUUUAAGUGGACAACUUUUGAAUCUUCACGUAAAUGAAUGGAACAGCAUUUGGCAAAAAGGUCGGAUUGACGUGAAAGGGGAUGUAACUAUUGCAAGACACAAUUACGGCACUUUGUAUUAUUUACUUUCUUCUCUCCCUUCGAAUGGCAAUCGCAAGGACUGGCCAUUUAUUGGAUUAUCUCCCGGUGGACUAGCACACGGCAUUGAAGGAAAGGAUUACUACGGUCACGUAUUUUGGGAUCAAGACACGUGGAUGUUCCCACCAAUCGCAUUGCUUCACUCAGACAUCGGGAAGACCAUUGUAGAGACCAGAACGAAAACCCUGGCCACUGCCAGGAUGUGGGCCUCGGCCACCGGGUACGAUGGCGCACGUUACCCGUGGGAAUCAGCGUUUACUGGUCUUGAGACAUGUCCCGCUAUCCCCGUUGGAGUCAUGGAAAUCCACAUCAACGGCGACGUGGCCAUGAUGGUGCGUCAGUACUGGCAGCUGACUCAGGACACUGAGCUCAUGGUCAACGGAUCAGGGGCGGAUAUUGUGUGGGACACGGCCAGGUACUGGGCCACACGGGUGGCACACAACACCACCGACGACUCUUACCGUAUACUAAAUGUGAUGCCUCCAGAUGAGUUCCACUCACCUGUCAAUGACUCGGUUUACACGAACAGCAUCGCGGCCAUGAACCUUAAAUUCGCCAAUCAGCUGGCGUCUUACUUUGGUCAGCCAGAGAACACGACCUGGUCCACCAUCAGCGACAAACUGAGGAUUCUGUACGACCCAGUGCUGGACUACCACCCAGAGUACGACGGCUUCACUUUGAAUGAGAGCACCAAGCAGGCGGAUGUCGUCCUCUUGGGGUUUCCCCUGAUGGCGGCCAUGAACGAAAGCACGCGUAGAAACGACAUGAUCAAUUAUGAAAAGACCACACCGACAGGGAAUGUUCCUGCCAUGACAUGGGGAGUGUUUCUUAUAGGUUGGCUUGACCUAGGAGACGAGGUCAAGGCCGCGCAGCUCUUCCACAGAUCUGUGCUUAACUCUCAGGAACCGUUUCUGGUAUGGUCAGAAAAUGCUGACGGAACAGGGGCGGCCAACUUUCUCACAGGCAUGGGCGGCUACCUACAGCUUGUGCUCUUCGGCUACGGGGGUGGCAGGAUUUACGACCACAUGCUGACCUUCAGCCCCGUCCUCAUCAACGGAACAUCAGAGGUCAAGUUCACGGGCAUCGACUACCGCGGCAGCUCUUUCGACCUGACCUACACAUCCGAUAACCUGACCUUGACCCAGACCGCCGUGUCUCCAGGUCACCUCGGCCUGGAAGUCAGACUUGGCGAUGCUGGCGCGUGGCAGAAACUUAAAACUGGAAUCGAUUUGAAUGCAAAGAGACAAAAAUUUCAAAUUCGAAACGCGGAAAAUUAAAUUGUAGGUAAAAUAAAACAAAAUAGCAACUCUCAUGAAGCUGGUAUUCUGUUGUUGUGAAAUAAGUUAAUCUUCAGUUCUAUACUGAACCCUUAGUUAUAAGUUAAACCCUAGUUCUUUAUAACACUCUUAGCUCUGAGUUAAACGUCAGCUCUAUAGUUUGUUUGCGUGUUCAUUGUUAACUCUUGUCUCCAGAUAUCACAGCCCCCCCAGCCUCUCCUCCCAUCUUUUUUCUCUUACUAAGACGUCAUAGAAUGUAAAUUGACUCUCGGAGUCACUUUUUUUAUAAAUACGUUUUCAAAUUCUUAUUUCACUUUUAUUUUCUGAUUUGUUAAAUUGUAAACUAUAUUAUUAUUUUCAGUAAACUAUAUUAUAUUUACCAAUUAUUUAUCUCCCAUUCUAGUACCACUUUUAGUUCAAAAAUAAUUAUAUUAAAUUCCUUCUAAUUUAA